AUGUCUAAUGAUCCAUUCAAUAAUAACUUAAGUGAUGAAGAGGAAGACGAUUUAUUUGGAGACAAUAAUCACAUUAAUAAUGACAUCAAUGAUAUUAAUCAAUAUUCAUAUAAUCCCAAUGAUAUACAAAACCCUUUCAAUUCAUCAUUAACAAAUAUAACUAAUUUAGAAUAUAAUAGAAAUCCAACAUUUGGUAUAUUAGGUUCUAAUAAUUUAAAUCAUAAUUAUUCAAUAUCAACUACAAAUUCAAAUUCAAAAUCUAAAACAUCAUCAUCAAAUACUUUAACAAAAGAUAUUUAUGAAGAAGAAAGUGAUGAUGAUGAUUAUGACGAUGAUUUUUACAAAGAAUACGAUAAUGAAUAUGAUUAUCCUAAAAGACAAAAAACAGUUAGUUUUGGAGAUGAUAAAUUAAAAUAUCCACCAGUUAUAUAUAAUUCAAAUAUAAAAAAUAAUUCAAAUUUUUAUGAUUUUAAUUAUCCCCAUAAUCAACCAAUUAAUGAGAAUUUAUUAUCAUAUAAUACAUCUACAACCAACAAUAAUUUUUCAGGUGAUGAUUAUUUAAUAAAUCCAUUAGAAGAUGCGGAAUAUGAAGAUGAUGAUCAAUUUAAUGAAAUUUAUGGAUAUGGAGAUGAAGAUAGUUUAUUUUCAUUAGGAGAUAUUGAUCCAAAUGAUGAUCCUAUAUUAUUUAGAAAAGCAACAAUGUUAACUCAAAAAAAAUCAAUAAAAUUUAACAACAGAUCAGGAAAUACUAUAAAAAAGACUAAAAGUAGAGGAUCAACAAUCACAUUUGAUGAUGAUUCAAAUACUUUAAAAAAUUUAAAAUAUACUAAAACUAUAAAACGUGCAAAAUUAAUUAAUGGGAAUUAUAUAAUUGAUGCACCAAUACCUCAAGCAUUAUUAGACAAUUAUGGAUCUAAAAAUUUAGAAACAACUCAAAAUAAAAAUAGAGAAAUGACAUUUAUGAGAUAUACUGCAGCAACUUGUGGACCAUCAAAUUAUAUAAAAUUUAAUUAUAAUUUAAGACAAGAAUUAUAUAAGCCUAUAAGAACAACUGAAAUUAUGGUUUGUAUAACAAUGUAUAAUGAAGAUGAAAUUUUAUUAGCUAAAACCCUUAAGGGAGUUUUUGAAAAUGUUUCAGAUUUACAAAAUAGAUCAGAUUUAACAUGGGGUGAAGAUUCUUGGAAAAAAAUUGUAAUAUGUAUAGUAAGUGAUGGUAGAUUACAUUUAAAUAAAAGAACUCAAAUAUUAUUAUCAGCAUUAGGUUUAUUUCAAGAUGGUUACGCAAAAUCCAAAAUUAAUGAUAAAUCAGUAAAAGCUCAUAUUUAUGAAUAUACAUCAACUGUUGGAAUAGAUAGAAUUAAUGAUCAUGUACAUUUAAAACCAAAUUCAUCACCUAUACAAUUUAUUUUUUGUUUAAAAGAACAAAAUGCAAGAAAAAUAAAUUCACAUCGUUGGUGUUUUCAAGCUUUUGCUCCCAUAUUAAAACCAAAAAUUAUUAUGCUUUUAGAUGUUGGUACAAAACCUUCAAAAGAUGCUUUUUAUUAUCUUUGGAGAUCUUUUAAAGACCCGAAUGUAGCUGGAGCAUGUGGAGAAAUGAAAGCAAGUUUAGGUCAAGGUAAAAAAUUAUUAAUUAAUCCUUUGGUUGCAGCACAAAAUUUUGAAUAUAAAAUUUCAAAUAUUUUAGAUAAACCAAUGGAAAGUGUAUUUGGAUUUAUAUCAGUAUUACCUGGAGCUUUUAGUGCUUAUCGAUAUGAAGCAUUAUUAAAUGUUAAUGGUAAAGGACCUUUAGAAAAAUAUUUUAAAGGUGAAUAUCUACAUAAAUUAUCAAACACCAAUGCAGAAGAAGAAGGAGAAGAAGAUGAUGAAAAAGAAAUUAAAGAAAGAAAUUCUCAAGAAGCUGGUAUAUUCACAUCAAAUAUGUAUUUAGCAGAAGAUAGAAUAUUAUGUUUUGAAUUAGUUGCUAAACAAAAUCAUAAAUAUAGAUUAAGAUAUGUUAAAGAAGCAAAAGCAGAAACAGAUGUACCUGAAUCAAUUGAUGAAUUUGUAUUACAAAGAAGAAGAUGGCUUAAUGGUUCAUUAUUUGCAGCAACUUAUGCAGUUUUCCAUUGGACAAAAAUAUGGAGAUCAAAUCAUUCUCUAUGGAGAAAAUUAUUUUUACAAAUUGAAUUUUAUUAUCAAUUAAUUACAAUUUUAGUUAGUUGGUUUUCAUUAGCAUCAUUUUUUUUGGUAUUUAGAAUUUUAACUGCAAAUUUAGGUGCAGUUGAUAUGAAUUUUGAAAUUGGGAAAUAUUUAGCUAUUAUAUUUUUAUGGUUUUAUGUUGGAUGCAUAGUAUGUACUUUUGUAUUAGCAUUUGGUAAUACUCCCAAGGGAACAAAAAAAUUUUAUUCAAUAAUAAGUUAUAUAUUUGCAAUAAUGAUGACUUAUAUGAUGUUUUCAGCUAUAUUUUUAGCAAUUCAUACUGCAAAUAGUAUAAUAAAUUCACACACACAAGAUUUUAAAAUUAUAAUGAUUUUAACAAAUACGAAAUUUAGAGAUUUAGUUGUUUCAAUGGUAUCUACAUAUAUUUUAUAUUUUAUCGGAUCAUUUUUAUAUGGAGAACCAAGUUUUAUGUUUACUUCAUUUAUACAAUAUGUUUUAUUAUCACCAACUUAUAUUAAUGUAUUAAAUAUUUAUUCAUUUUGUAAUAUUCAUGAUGUUUCAUGGGGUACAAAGGGAGUAGAAAAUGCUAAAAAUUUAGGUACUGCAAAAUCUUUAGGAAUUGAUAAAAAUAAUAUAAUAAUGAUUGCACCAGAAAUAAAUGAAAGUUAUAAUGAAGUAUAUUUAGAUCAAAUUCAAAGUUUAUUAACUACAACAUCCACCAACAACAUCCAACAACAACAAACAGAAUUAACAAAUUUACAAAAAUUAAAAGAUGAUUCAUAUUAUCCUUUCAUACGUACAAUAACAGUAUUAAUUUGGAUGUUAACUAAUGCAAUAUUAAUAGCAAUUGUAUUAGAAUCAGGUGGAGUUGAUAUUUUAACAAAACAUACUUCGAUAAAUCCAGAUGGUUCAAUAAAUGGGAACUCUGAAAUUUUUUUAACUAUUAUAUUAUGGAUAGUUGCUGGUUUAGCAGUUUUUAGAUUUUUUGGUUGUAUUUUAUAUUUAAUAUCUAAUGGUAUUAGACCUUUAAAAUGGAAAAUUCAAAAUCAUAAAGUUAAAAAAAGAGUUAAUAAAAAUCAUGAAGUUUAG
Lodderomyces jiufengensis is the source of this 3228-nucleotide messenger RNA. It is a transcript of the gene CHS8, whose product is annotated as Chs8p. The record is from RefSeq and is a predicted model, not a curated record. Gene Ontology annotation, cellular component: cell septum; cell periphery. Bases 1 to 3228 code for a protein of 1075 amino acids. The transcript has a single exon. NCBI's taxonomy places the organism in Eukaryota, Fungi, Ascomycota, Pichiomycetes, Serinales, Debaryomycetaceae. Gene Ontology annotation, molecular function: chitin synthase activity.